Messenger RNA from Podarcis lilfordi (Lilford's wall lizard), 17155 nucleotides. The record is from the annotation of a GenBank genome assembly. Lineage: Eukaryota; Metazoa; Chordata; Lepidosauria; Squamata; Lacertidae.
GCGGAGGCGGGCCGACGCUGAAAAUUUGAACGCGGCGGCGGCGGUUCCCUCAGUUGGUGAAUAGGCGUCUCUCGGGUCAGCGAGUGCUUUGGAAGGGAGGCAGGUGAGCGGAGUCGGGCGGCGGUUUCUCCCUCAGGGAAGGCGGGGGAGGGGUGUUGGGGGGGCGGAAAAAGCCCCCCUUCGGUCUCCUCCCCUCCCGCUGGUUUUUGGGAGGAGGCUUCGGCCCCUGGUCCAUGCCCUCAGCGGAAGGAGGGAGGGCCGUGAGGAACGGGAAAGCGGCUGGAGGGGGUCGCGCCCCCCCCAAAGGAGGAGGAACCUUCCCUUGCAUACCUGUCUGCCUUGGUCCGUCUUGGGCUAUUAGGCCUUAGCGUCGUCCCGUUUUUAUUCCCUGCAUUUGUUACCUCAAGGUGGCUUACAGAGAAAAGGAAGGCAGCUAAAAAGGCGGGGGGCAACAUCUCUCUCUCUUUCUAACCAGUUAAACAUUAUUACAGUGGUACCUCGGGUUACAGACGCUUCAGGUUACAGACGCUUCAGGUUACAGACUCCGCUAACCCAGAAAUAAUGCUUCAGGUUAAGAACUUUGCUUCAGGAUGAGAACAGAAAUCGUGCUCCGGCGGCGUGGCAGCAGCAGGAGGCCCCAUUAGCUAAAGUGGUGCUUCAGGUUAAGAACAGUUUCAGGUUAAGAACGGACCUCUAGAACGAAUUAAGUACUUAACCCGAGGUACCACUGUACUUCGUAUAUGCAUGCGUAUAUGUGCAUAAAAUAUACCGUACAGAUAAUUGCAAUGAGAACGGCCAUGCUAUAGUAAUGAGGAUAAUGAUUUAUCCCCCACCCAGUGCCGGAUUUACAUAGAAGCUAAACAGGCUAUAGCUUAGGGCCCCACUCUCUUGCCCCCCCCCCCCCAAAAAGGGGAAGAAAUGGAUGUACAUUUCCAAAAUAUAAGUUCAACAAUUGUUGUUGUUGUUGCAACAACAAUUGUUGAACUUACCUUAUAUUUUGGAAAUGUACAUCCAGCCUUGGUCCGUCUUUGGCUAUUAGGCCUUAACGUUGUCCAGUCCCGUCCCCCCCCCCCCCGCAUUUUGACCUCAAGGUGACAGAAAAAAGGAAAGCAGCUAAAAACGGGGGGACGGGCGGCAUCUCUCUCUCUUUUUAACCAGUCAAACAUUAAUACUUCGUAUAUGUGCAAAAAAUAUACUGUACAGAUAAUGGCAAUGAGAACGGCUAUGCUAUAGUAAUGAUGAUAAUGAUUUAUACCCCACCUGGAUUUACAUAGAAGCUAAACAAGCUAUAGUUAGGGCCCCACUCUCUUGCCCCCCCCCCCCCAAAAAAAAUAAAGGGGGAAAAACUGGUUGUACAUUUCCAAAAUAUAAGUUCAACAAUUCCUAUGGUAAAAUACAUGUUUUGUUUAGAUACCUAUUAGCUCCAUAAAUUACUAUAUAGCAUAUAUUCAGCACCAAAAACAAUGACAAUUGGUAGUUGACAAAGGAAAGCUGGACAUAUAAAGAGCCCCAUUACCUUCAGUAGCUAUGGGCCUCAUCAAACCUAACUGGCCCUGACCCCACCCAUUGACUGGGUUUCCCUAGGCACUAUGGGUGGCUCCCAAUAGAAUAUUAAAAACUUGAUAAAUACAUCAAACAUUAAAAGCUUCCCUAAACAGGGCUGGCUUCAGAUGUCUUCUAAAAGUCAGAUAGUUGUUUUAUUUCCUUAACAUCUGAAGGAAGGGCGUUCCACAGGGCUGGCGCCACUCCCCAUAAGGCCCUCUGCCUGGUUCCCUGUAACCUCACUUCUAGCAGUGAGGGAACCGCCAGAAGGCACUUGGAGCUGGACCUCAGUGUUUGGGCUGAAUGGGGGUAGAGACGCUCCUUCAGGUAUACUGGGCCGAGGCCAUUUAGGGCUUUAAAGGUCAGCACCAACACUUUGACUUGUGCUCGGUAAUGUACUGGGAGCCGGUGCUCUUUCAUUAAAAGCAGUCUGUUCCCAAAAACCUGUUGGAACAAGGUGGUCUUCCCUUGGAUAUGCCGGCAGAAGGACAACAAGGAGGGAGCCAGUUUAGCUUCUCCUGGGAUGGCGUUUGAAAGCCAUGUGGAGGCUAAGUGCCCUUUCAAACCACCACUUUCUUUUUUGUUCUUGUACGCCCGUAGUGACUCCCUUGAAAUGCUCCUGAUCCAGGAUCUAAGUUUCCUCUACUACAACUUGUAAGCCCAAAACACUGUACUGUAACUGGCUAUUAGUUGGUUAACUUACUUUUUUUUUUUACGGAGGGGGACGCCAGGAUGUUCCCUUUUUUUUGUUUAUUCAUUUGUAAGGGAUAUCUAUACAUGUCCUUGAUUUUUUUAAGAAAAGCCCUUCCACACCCACAGUCUCAAAACACCCUAAACUUACAGCCACAGCACCAAGUGAGAACAUCCUACAUUUGAAGAGAUGCUUAAUCUUGUUUUUGCAGUAUUGCUUUUGGCAGCACAGCUUAUACUUCAUUGUGGCUUAGAAUAGUGUUAAUGGUAACCUGAGUGACACUGAAUUUUGUUUACAAGAGCUGUACACUUUAGAGAAUGGAUGAGAAACUGGAUUUCUGAGUACUUGCAGGACUCCAACUCCCAUCAUCCCUGUCCAUAGGAGUUGAGUCCAAUAACUUGGAGAGCCACAGGGUUUGACCUAUGAGACCACAGGUUCCCACCUAGAAGUAUCCAGUUGCAUUAAAACAACAUUGUCAGCCUGGCUAUGGUUGUUAACACCUUUGCUUUCAUUUCUAGAAUGAGUCUGCAUACCUUAAGUGGAGAUAACGGUAGCAACGACAUAGCUGCUGAAAGCUGUGCCAUACUUUUCACAUCUCCAGAAGUCGUAGGCAGACCUUCUAUUCUUCGCCCAUCACAGAAAGAAAAUGUGCCACCGAAGGGGAUGGUAAAGCCUAUGAAGGUAUGUCUGUGUUAAUGUCCAGCAUAAUUUUCUGUGUUAAAGGCCUGGUCCAACGGGUUUCUGUGCUGACAAAUACUUAAGUUUCACCAAGUGCACUGGCAACAGCAAGCUGACCCUUCAAGGGUCAUGGACCAGCAGCAAGUGUAAUGUAUACACUGGCAAUGGUCUUCAUUGUAGGUAUGUGUAACAUGGAACCAUGGAGAGGCAUUACAUGGCCCAAGCGUUUGAUAUUCAGGUCUCACUUUAUUAUGGGAUAACUAUAGCGGACAGACUUUGUAACUCAUACGCAGAAUUUCCCCAAUUGUUACCACCAUGCCUGUUGGGCGGUUGUGUUCCUUUACAGUGAUGGGAAUGUGAGGGAGGACUUAUUAUUGAAUUCCUUUGAAAUGUACCCAUCACUAUAAAGGAACACAGGAUCUCUGUUGCUUAGUUACUUGUAUUAGUACUAGCUCUGUGCAGUUUUUAAUACUUUUAGUUGCUUAAUAUCUGUUCUUUAUUAAUCAUAUUUAUGGGCAUCUUUAUUGAUGCCUUUAUUAUUUUAUAAGCUGCCUUGAGGGCCUCCUUAGUGGAAAGGAAGGGUAUCAAUACUCAUGGAUGUGCAUGCAUGUGUGCUCUUAGGGUUUUGUGUGUGUGUGCUUGCUCAAGUAAUUUGUGUGACUUUCUCUUCCAAGGUAACUUUUCAUACUCCUAUGCGGGAUUCUCAGACUCACAGAAUCCUAAGUCCAGAUAACAGGAAGAUUCCUGAAACACCUGUUAUAGGUGACUGCACAGAUAUCCCAGAGGAUUUUGUUUUGUCUGCAUCCAGUGCUAUGUGAGUAAAUCAGAUCCUCUUGAUGUAUUUUUAAAAAUUAAAACUAGAAAAGGUUGUAUGAUUGCCCCUGCUCUCUAGAAUACUCUCUUGCAGCUGUCUUUUCUGAUUCAGUGAGAGAGGUGACUGACUUUUUCUUCCUAGAAGCUGACAAUUGAGAUUUUACAGGAAGCGUUUCUUCUGGUCCUUCAAAGCUAAGAGCAGCAGCAUUGACUUAAGUGCUAGAACAGAUUGUUGCAUUAGCCCAUGAUUUCUGAAGGAGUCUUCCACUUGGUGACAUUUUUGGGCAUUAGAAAUAUUGAGUGGAAACGCUGACACCAAACCCUACAUACAUUAAGCAAAAUAGAAACAUCGCCACCCGACCCCACACCCACCCAUCUUCCCCCCUAAUGUCUCAACAAAUGAAACUGAUUUGUAAAAAUUUUACAUGGAAAAAAUACGAGAGACAUUACACAUACUUCUGUAAAACAAGAAAAUCUUUAAUAAUAAAAAAGAAGCAUAAAAAAAGAAAUAUUGAGUGGAUAUCAUGUGAAGAUUGGCCUAAGUCUGCAGAAGUCAUUCUCCAGGGUGUCAUCUACAAGGUGGCAGUGAGUAGUGUCUAGUCCCACACUUAGUUUAGGUGCAAGAUACUGUUGAUGGUGUAACCUAUACCUAUAAUAGCCCACCACAAAUCAUAUACCUACACAACCCAGAAUGUGUAGAUGCCAUACGCUUAGUCUUUGUGUAAGUUACUGACAAGUGCAUGGUUCCACACCAGUAAUUGCCAAAAUAUGUGCAAACUGACUCCUGAGUGUGUGAUUCAGAGUUUUGUGGGGGUGCACACCUCCAUUCCUUAUUUAGAGAUAGUUUGUCUAAUUUUGGCUUGGGCUCAUACUUGGCAGGGUAUUGUGCCCAGAGAAUGCAUUGGGGCACUUACCUGUAAAUCUGGAUGCAGCAUUUUAGGGUGCAGUGUCUUGCAACCAAAUGAAGCAUUGGGCAGGACACUACUUAAUGCCUUCUCAUAGAAGACUCUUUCCUGGAGGUGUUUGGAUAUAGCAUUUGAGGCGGCCAAAAGCUUAUUUUGGGGUAUACAUUUCCAGUUCCACAUUGAAUACAGUGUAGAAGACAAACACUAAGUUUGACAUAAAUUUUCCAGAUGCAGGUGCUAUGGCUCAUGAGAGAGCUACUGCAGGAGGAUGGUAGCUGGCCAUUUUGGAAACAGAAUUCCAGUUUUGUGCCAAACUGAAGUGGAUAGUAAAUGCCCUGUUCGUAAGCAUUGGGCUGCACCUAACAAAAGCCUCUUUUCCUAUGUGCCAAAUGCGGCUCUUUUAUUUUAAUUAUUUUUCAAAGGCCGUAUUAACUAGCUAGUGAUGGGUCUACCUUUCAACAGGAGUCAACAAACAGUUACCCUAGAUGCUGAUAUUGCAAGUGAGAAGAUAGAGGUGGAAGGAAAGGUAAAUCCUGAUUCUUCAGAUGAUGUAAUGUCAGCAGAAAGCAAAGGAGCAAAUAUCCCUGACUUGCCUACUGACGACUUUGUGAAAAUAUCGUCUUUGGCAGUGUUUGCUGCAGCUGAGAAACAGGAUGGCGGUUCUCUUGAUGCAGUUUGCCUGCCUCAGACUGCUACAGAGAACAAUCCAUCUGAUGAGGAAACAGGUUGCAAAACCCCAUCGGCAAACAAUGAUGUGUCAAAGCAAUUUCUAAGCUCUGAUUUGGCAACAGUUUCUAACGGAGUCUGCAAAUCUGAGCCGUUGUCAAUAUCCCACAUACAAAAUUCUCCCUCGCAACACGUGCAAGGAUCCUGUAGCUCUGAGAAUGUCAGCUGCGGUGAAAUAAAACCUUUUCAGACUGAGGAAUCAGAGUGGCAAAAUUCCACAGCAGUGAACAGCAUCUUGCCGGAGUGUGAGGGGGAGGUUCACGUAACAAAACCUGAAUUCAUAAAACUGGAACCAGAUAUGCUUGAAAAGGCAACUAAUAAGGUAUCUCCAAGGAAACCAGGCAAGGGUGCUGGAAUGAAGGUUCCUUCUGGGAAACCAGCUUCAACUCACAAAGUGCUGGAGGAAGCUGAAGAGAGAACCAACACUGCAACAAAGAGUUCUGUCCACAAAGCAUCUUAUAGCCUGGACUGCAAUAAAUUUGACGAUCCUGACUUCAAUCCAUUAGGGGGUGUUUCAAAAAUGCAAAAUUCCCUUGAGUGUCCUAUGCCCAGAACUAAAACAACAGAUACCCAGGAGGAUAGUAUUUUGUCCAAAAUACUUCAAGCACAGUUGCACAAUCAACCGGAUGACUUUGAAGCUGCAGAACUAUUAAGUGAGAAAUUGUGAGUAUUUUAACACUAAAUCUGGAGCAGUCCUGGGCUUGGGAAAUGAAGUAGUACAAAUUUAAAAAGCUUGCAACUUUAUAUCAGUCCCAAAAACUAGCAAGUUAGAGAACCCAAGACAGGUAGGGGAAGAAAACAGCAUAUAUUGGAACUAUUCAGGCUUCUCUUAUCAUUUCAUGCUACUCAGUUCUGUGUAGUAGAACUAGCUAUAAACUGUUUAAUGACAUGCUUAAGGAAAACAGUGUUCAUAAACAGUCUUGUUCUUCUCCAAGGACCUUAAGGUGGUGUGGUUAACAUGUCACCCCCACAACUCUGUGAUGUAUGUUAGACUGAGAGGCAGUGGCUGCCCCAAGGUCACCCAGUGUGCUUCAAGGCCAAGUGGGGAUUUGAACCCUGGUGUUCCAGGUCUAAGUCUGACACUAGCGAUUAUCCCGCACAUCAAAAGACAGGUUCUUGCUAAAAAUUGUGGUAUUUUAAAUAUCGUACUAUUGCACUAUGGGCGUUGCGUUCUGUGGGUGGCAUGUGUAUGUAUAAAACUUCUAUACUGUAACUACCCCCUUGGAACUGCCCCCACGACCAUCCUUACCUUUCAAGGAAGGCAGAGAGCUUUUAAAAUCUCCAUCUUGCUUACUGGGCUCUGGGAUGCUCCCAUGUGAUUUGCAGGACCAUUCGAGCUCCUGCAAGAGCAUCCCAGAACCCAGUGAGCAAGGCGGAGAGCUUAAAAGCUCUUUCAGUGAUGGGGAAAACCCAGGGGCACAAGAGGAGCUUUUAAGCUCUCUACCCUGCAUGCGAUUGAUUUGUCGGAUUGGGGUGCAAAUAACCUGGCUGCCUUUCUGCCGUGCAAGAUUGAAAUUGUGCAAGUUAUACUGUUUGUGCACAAAAUUGAAUUAUAAAGUUAUGGAAGGUAAUUUAUAAAGCACGUUGAACCAGGCUUUGUUAGCUGUCAGGUUCUAUAACAUAUGCUGUCUUGUUCCCUAUAGGAAAGAGAGUGAUGAGCAGAUUAUAGCUGAAAAUCAAGCUGUGGCUGAAGCAGAAACUCCAGCUGAACAGUCAGUGGAUUUGAUGGUAUGAUAUGGCCCUGUGUACAUUGUUAUACUCAAAGCUGUGCAUACUUGCCAAAAUGGAAAACAAAACUGCACAAGCAUUCAGUUUCAAAGCUGAAUUCUGUCACCUGCGUAGGCAAGUUUUGCAUAUGCUUGUAGUGGUUUUGAAUCACCCCUUAUCAUGGUGAGUGAGAGGCACUAUGCAGAGCAGGAAAGCCUAUCUCAGUCCUGGUCAUUUGAAGUAAACACAAACAUACUUCUGAGAUUUCAACAGAUGUACUACUUAGGCACUUGAUUUAAUUUAACAGAUGUAAAUACCACUUGAUUGUAGUAAAACCUCUUAAGUUUACUAUAUUGCUAAAGUAAAGUUUUUAUUAAUAUUAGUUCAUUCACCUUUUAUAAGAAGACUUGUGGUAUUUGAAUAAUAAAUCCACGAUCUUAAAGACCUUGUAAUCAAGUUCCAGAAUUCAAAGCAAAGCAAUAAUAUUGCUAAUAUAACAACCUUGGGGAAGAAAAACACUUUUUAAUAUAACACUACUUACAUAUAAAAACGCAGCCGUCUGCAAUGGCAAAAUGACUUUUUAAAAUGUGUUUAUUGAUUUUUGAGAACUUGGUCCUCUGCCGCAGCUACUCAGUAAAGUGAAGCGGAGCAAUUACACUACUGUGCGAUUUAUUUCGUCUCUCCACUUUAAGGAAUAUUUUCUUUAAACUUUGCUUCUUAGGGUAACUUGUCUUUAAAUGGAGAGUUGCCUGGAGAUGGCUUUUUGCUCCAGCCUUCUUGCGAAAGGCCUGCAACAGUAAUGCAUGAAAACAACCAGGUUGCAGAUACAGAAAACGAAGAGUUCCGAUCACCCUCAGAAGGUAAGAGUAGUUGGAACUAUGGACCUUUUAGGCCCUUCUAAUUAUUGUGCAAAUUUUUUUUCCUAGUUAUACCUAAUUUUGUUUCCCAUGCUUGGACAAUUACAUAGAGCACAAACAAACUGACAUCAUAAGUACAAAUUACCAGAUUUAUUAUAAAGAUUUUGAGUGUCACCUAGCCCAACCCACUGCAAUGCAGGAAUCUCAGCUAGAUGACGGGUGGCCACCCAGCCUCUCCUUAAAAACCUCAAAGAAAGGGGAGUCCACCAUCUUCCACUGUUGAACAGCUUUUACCUGAUGUUCAGUAGGAAUAUCCUUAUAAUCCAUUGGUUUGCAUCCUAACUUCUAGAGCAGGAGAAAACAAGCUUGCUCCAUCUUCCACGUGACAGCCCUUUAGAUAUUUGAAGAUGGCUAUCAUAUCUUCUCCUCCUAUGAAGACCGCUUUGUAGGCGUUUGUCUUAAGGAUCCGCCCCCCCCCAAAAAAAAUCAGUGUGCAAAUAUUUGUCGAUAAAGCACUAUUGUGACUAUGUCUUCACGUGCUACCCUGAUUGGAGGACAGACUACUGCCAUUCUCAAAGUUCUGCAAAGCACUUGCAGCACGCCUAGUAUAGCUUUUUAUUCAUUUAUAUAUAGCUUAAUUCUAAAAAUAAUAAACUUCUAAAUAGUUUACCAAUAUGUGCUUCUAGCUUUCACUGAAGUUCCAGGCACAGCCAUGGAUCCAGUAAAUGUCUCCACCAAGCCAGGGGCUGGGAACCUGUAGCCUGCCAGAUUCUGAUAAUUGACCACAGGCUCCCCAUCCCUCAUCUAGCAACAUAUGACUCCAAAAGUGUUCAAAAUAAUGUUAGAUCUGAACCUUUGACGAAUUAUCUGUUCCUUCAUGAUUAAAUCAUAAGUUAAAUUAAUUUAAAUGAAAAGUAGAAAGAGCUGAACUGUGACUAGUAACUCCCACAAGGUGCACAGGCUACUAAAAAUUGCAGGAAGAUGUGCUUGCACUUCUCAUCUCCAGAAAGGACUAUCUUAUCUUUGCCCAUGCUACUUCUACUUUUAAUAACAUAAAAACCAUUGCUUUCUGCAUUUAUUAACACAUUUGCUUAGUUCUAGGACUCAAUAUUGAAGUGGACUAUCUGGAACAAUUUGGAAGGGCCUCAGUAAGUAACCAUUAUGUGAACUGAUUUUAAGAUUUUUACAGCAUUGAGCUUACUAUACUAGAACAGUCUAUAAAAGAGAGUUAAAGGUAUUUCAAGCAGAGGAGACUUUGGCUGGAGUAGAUACUCCUAAGGAUCUGAAGGCAAUUGCAGAGGAGAGCUCUAAACGUCUACCUACCAAUAUAAACUCAGUGUUAUGUAUAUUUUCUCAUUUACACAAGAGCUAAACUUGUUCUGUGGCAAAACACUGCCCUGUCUUCAUUCUCUUCCAGUUAAACUACCGUAUUUUUCGCCCUAUAGGACGCAUUUUCCCCCUCCAAAAAUGAAGGGGAAAUGUGUGUGCGUCCUAUGGGGCGAAUGCAGGCUUUCAUUGAAGCCUGAAGAGCGAGAGGGGUCGGUGCGCACUGACCCCUCUUGCUCUCCAGGCUUCAGGAAGCUAUCCGCAAGCCGUGGGAGCCCGGCGUGAAGUCGCGCAGCUCUCCUACGGCUUGCGGAGAGCUGCCUGAAGCCUGGGGCACGCUGAGUUCAGGCUUCGAGCUUCGCGCAGCUCUCCGCAAGCCAUGGGAGAGCUGCGCGACUUCGGGCAGAUAUCCGCAAGCCUGGGGAGACCGGCGCGACUUCCCUCCGGGCUCCCUAGGCUUGCAGAUAGCAGCCUGUUCUGGGGGCUGGGGUCGGGGGAAGCUCGGGCUUCCCACGCCUUGGGGGGAAAUAAUUUUUUUUUCUUUAUUUCCCCCCCAAAAAAACUAGGUGCACCCUAUGGGCCGGUGCACCCUAUGGGGCGAAAAAUACGGUAUAUGCUGCUUAAAUCACAAAACAGAUAUAGAAGAAUCUACUUUUAUUGGGUUGUUUUAGAGUUGUAUCAAAACUUCCUUGGUUGUGAGAUGCUCUUUAAUACAACUUGGAAGAUCUGUACCCCAAGCAAUCACAUCUUUGGCUGACUGACUUGUGCCUGUACGUCGCUUACUUACAAAUUCCUUCCCCAUAGUUUAAAGAAUCUGUCUUGAGGAAGCAAUCUCUGUACUUGAAAUUUGAUCCACUGCUCAGUGAAAGCCCUAAGAAAAGUGCUCCUGGUGCUAAUGAACAUGCAGUUCGAAAUGGGUAAGCAUUCAAUUUUUAGUGCUCUUCAAUUUUGGAGCCUAUUUAGGAUUGUUUCAGUAUUUUUUCUUAUUUUAAAUUAGACCAUCUAGAGAAAUGGCAGUCAAUGAAAUAAAAACAUCUAAACCUGAAGAAAAGGCAUUGGGACUAGACCUUCUAGGAGCUUCAACAAAUCUGGUAAGUGCCAUCUAAAUAUCUCCAGUAGUUUGCAGAUACAGGUGGUUUGUAAUUUUUUAAAAAAAGAUCAACACAUUGGCCCAGUUCAGAAAUAGUAUGAAAUCAUGGUUUCCUAUUUUGUGAAUGAGCCAUGGUGAACCUCAGGCUUGCAUGCUGGAAGAGGUCAGAAGCAUUACAUUUUAAACUCAAAUGAACCAACUAUGGUUUUUUAAAACAUUUAACAGUUUAGACAUCAAGGGAACUAUGGUUUGUCUGAUUCAGCUUGAUGCAUCUUAGAGUAUCUGUUAGCACAAAAAUGCAUUAUAAAAGUAUCACAUGUAAAUGUGUUUUUAAAUUCUUGUCACAGGCCAGAGGUUCUCCAGAUAUUCCAACCACUAAGGAUAUUUCAUUUUUGCCUUCUGCGCUGCCUACUGAGGCUAUUGUGGAAGUGUUGAAAUACACUCAGCAAGACAUGGAUACAGCUAUUGAAAGGGUUAAACUUGAGAAGGACGCGGUUAUCAAAAAGCUUACUUCCGAGGUGAGAACAUGGGAAGGAAUAUUUGAGUUGAUAAUAUUUAGAAAGAUACUGUUUAGAAUGGCUUUUGAUUUCCUGCUGACCAACUUUUGAUUUCCUGCUGACCGGUAACAUUUGCCCACUUUGCAAGACUUUUCUGCAGAUUUUCUUUACCAAUGGGAGUUUUCAAACUGAUCUUUGGAACACUAAUCAAAUUAGUUCCAUCUAAUGCUCCUGAUCAAUAUAAACUACCAGGGUCAUUUAUUUUUGCUUUUUUCCUUGGGUGAUUAUAAAUAAAUGGCUUCCUCAAAUGCCCAUACAAAAGAGAGUAAGCUUUCUUAUCAAAUGGUACAGUUGUCCUUAAGGUAGAAUGAGGUCUAGCCAAGGACUUUUCUGGAUGUUGCUUUGAUUCUAGCCCAGAUCUAAAGUGACAUCCAUUACUGUUACGCUCUCAUUUUGGGGACCUUGUGGUUUCAGGUACAAGAAAAGGAGAUGGAAGCUUUGGAAUGGGAAAGGAAGCAUCACAAGAUCUAUUUGGAAAAUAAAGAAAUGGGGUAGGUGUACAACUGGGAUACAGAAGCAUGUUCUACUGUUGCUUUCUCGCAAGACUUAAAUACCACCAAAUAUAUGGAUCCAUUUCAACUGGUAUCUGACUCUGCUUUGGAACUGAAGCUUCCUCUUCCUUCCUGGUAGGCAACAAGUGCUGGUUCCUUGGGCAGUGCCAGAUACCUGUUGGACUGACUGGGAUGAUUGUUCUGCCCGAGGUGCCUCUGUCGUUGCUGCCUCCUCACCUUUGUCAUGGCUGCUAUUCCUCCUAACUUCCUUCCCCUCAGCUGUUGAACUGCUUUGCUGAUGCAGCAAAAGUGCCAGGCAUGCCUCAGGCUCCCUCUGAGCCUCACUCUGAGAAAUGGCUGGGGCCCUUCCUUGGAGCAAGGCAUUCUGGGCAACGUGGCCUAGGAGGGGUCCUGUGCAUAGCUGUCAACUUACAGAUUUGAAAAUAAGGGACCAGCAGCCAAAAUAACGGAUUUUGCUAUUGUAAAGAGUUACAUACAUUGGUAGGAUUGACAGGUGCUGUCAAUCUGGCAUGGGGCGGUUGUGGCACCGCCAUUCUGCGUUGUUUUUAAUACUUGAUUGGGAGCCGCCCAGAGUGGCUGGGGAAACUCAGCCAGAUGGGCGGGGUAUAAAUAAUAAAUUAUUAUUAUUAUUAUUAUUACCACCCCUCCCCAUCCCCUCCUCUUCCUCCUCCCUCAGGCCGUCUCCUCCGCUGCCGCCUCCGGGCUCGCGGGCAGCGUGGGCGAGAGUCUCUCCCUCCCCUCUGUCUCGGGCAGGGAAGGGCCGAUGGAAUUCCUCGCACCAGGACGACGGCGCCAGCACGCGCUCUCACAGCGGAGGAUCCCAAGCCGCUGCUUUCCUCCUGAGCCGGGCGAGCAUGAAACCCGGGAAAUUUAAGGGACAUCAUCAAUAAGGGACAGCAGCGGGACACGGCGCUGGGAUAAGGGAGUUUCCCGCCAAAUAAGGGACGGUUGACAGCUAUGGUCCUGUGCUGCUGAAGCUUUGCUAAUUAUUAAAGUAACUUUGAGUCAGGGCAUUGGUCCAUCUCACCCAGGAUCCUCUGCCCUGACUGGCAGCUGCUUUCCAGGGUUUCAGGCGGGCCAUGUUUCAUUAUUGCCAAGUGAAAUACCUGUUUUGGUCUAGAUCCUCCAUGAGUUGCCUAACUUUAUUAGGACCAUUUUUGUUAGGAGGGGCAAAUUAUUUUUAUUUGCGGCUUAUCUCAAAAGGAGAGGGAACUGUCACCACUACCACUACAGUGGAGAUAAAAAAAAUGUAAUUAAAAACAGCAACAGACAAAAAGGAAGAGUCACCCUGUGCAAGAUGACCUUUCUUCAAGUAGAAGAGCAUUCAUGGGAAGCUUAGUGUUCUGGGUCAUUAGUGAUCUUUCUUGCUAUACAUAUUAAAAUAAGCUCUCUUUUUUAGAACAAUUGUUGCGGAGUUUGAAGUUACCGUAGCACAAGUGAUGGGUAAGUACAAAUUACAAAAACAUGAAGACGGGGGCAGGGGUGCUUUGUACUGAAUCAUACCGCUGUUGUAUCUGGCCAGAACUAUAUGCUGACUACCAGCAGCUUUCAAAGGCUCCCAGCCAGAUGUGAGGAGUUGUUGUUGUUGGUUUGUUUUUGUGUGUGUUUGUUUGUUUGUUUGUUUGUUUGUUUUGAGGCCUGGUACAACCGAGGGAUUCAACUUUCGAAACUUUGUGUGUAAAGCUUGUGCUCUACCAUUGUGUAUUCCUGCUCCAAAGACGUGUUUGAGAGUCUCCAGCUCCAUUCUUGCCAAACUUUUCAAAGACUAGGAAAGCACAGGAAUUGAGAAUCACAGAAGUAUGGGGCGGCAGCAGAGAUUCGAGAUUACUUGAUAUUGGUUUAGCCUAGUCUUUCUCAAACUUGGUCCCCCAGAUGUACAGCUUCCAUCAUCCCUAGCUAUCGGGACCAGUCAGGGAUGAAGGAAGUUGUAGUCCAACAACAUCGGUGGGGGGGCAUGUUUGAGAGAGGCUGGCUUAGCCCAUCAACUUAAUUUGGAAGAAAUUGACUGUCAGUCUUUGGUAUAUUUUUUUUUAAAAAUCCAAAGUGGUGUUUCCAAGACAAAUACAUAACUAAAAUACAGUAUGCGAUCAUCCACAUGGCAUCAAAAACAGACUAGGAAAAUCUUUUACAUUACAGAUUACGCCUCACAUCCACAGGGAAUAGUUCAAUCUAAGUGUUAAGAUGAUUGCUCCAUAGUGGCUGCUUCUAUUAAUAAACUUGAACUAGGACAGGGUGGGGAAUCUGACCCUCCAGAUGUUGCUGGACUCCAGCUUCCAUUAGCCCUAGCCAGCAUGGCAAAUGGUCAGGGAUAAUGGGAAUUGGAGUCCAGGAACAUGUGGUUCUCCCACUCUUCUAAGGGACAGCAUUAAUUUGUAUAUUUCAUUAUUAUAGGCUAAUUGUCCUCAAGACACUGAAAGCUGCCUAGCUGCUAACAGAAGCCAGUUUUAUAUGCAUUAUUUGAAUAUGAACUUGAAUAUGAACUUGAGGAAGCUGUUCAAACAAUGCAGGGUUUCUGAAACUUGGGUCUCCAGCUAUUUUUGGACUACAAUUCCCAUCACCCUGAUCACUGGUCUUGCUAGCUCAGGAUGAUGGGAGUUGUAGUUCAAAAACAGCUGGAGACCUGAGUUUGAGAAACCCUGUUCUAUUUUGUUGCACGUUGUGUCCUAAAUUCUGCACCAUAUCUGACAUUUCUGAAUAUAUGCAGCCUUUCUUGAGGUUACUUGAAAACUGCCUCUCCUAGACAUGGGGGUAAUGGGGCGCUUUUGCACAAAGAUCUCUGGACUGUUGUCUGUUUUGGAUCCUAGAGAGCAAGCAGUGCAUUUCAUUUGUAUCUAUCUGUUUCUCUAGAGAAUUCCCAGAAAGAAAAGGAGCUUGCCCAGAAAGAACUGCAGAAAGUACUGGAUGAAAAACGGCAGAUUAGCUCCGAUCUGAAUUCUGUGGAAAAAUCAUUGUCUGAGCUCUUCAAACGAUUUGAAAAGCAGAAGGAGGCAAUAGAAGGAUAUCAGAAAGUGAGCAUUUUUAACUCUGCCAGCCACUUAUGUUUCUUGGUCUCCCACUGUGGCGUUCGUACAGAGCCCCUGGUCGUUUCACAGACUGUUGACCUGUACACCACUGCUUUAUUCUUCCGCUGCCACCAACCAGGUUUCUUCUGGUGAAAUACUGAGUCUCAGUCAGGUUGUAAAGUCAAGAACGAAGAUUAAAGUUUAUUGAAGAACAAACAAGUUUUAAAUAUGUUCAGAACGGUUUCUCAAAUGCUUGCCCUUAACUAGAUGUGGCACUAUCUCACUGUCACACUCUUCUCUCUCAAUUCUAUCCCUGUCUCUCACUCUAGCUGUCACAACCGCUAUGUUCGACUUUCACUGGCUCUGACUCCUAUCUCCCAAUGGUAAAACUCCUGGGCUGAGCCUCAAAACCAGGUAGGCUCCACCUCUGAGCUUUCUCGUUGGUCAAUCUACAUUAACCAUUUCCAUCCCCCUGUACAAACAUAGUCACAAGGAGUGGGUAAACGCCACACCCACCUUUGCAACUCUUAAGCCUGCAAAGCCCAUGUGUAUCCCUGAUUACACAUUACAUUUCAACACGUAUAUAACAACUAUAACUGUGGAGGCAGGCUAUUUUGAGAUCCUGUUAUGAAGGCUGCACUGUAUUUUAAUUACUAAGGGGGGGGAACUUGGCAAGCGUGACAUCUUUGGUUGAAAAUAAAUUCAUUUACUACUAAGAACAUCAAAAUAAUUGCAGAGUAAAAUGUAAAGCAGCAGUCUCCAACUUUUUUGGACCAGGGCUGGAUGGGGGAUAGCAUAAGAAAGCUGGAGAUACUGCAGUCAUUGCUACUUUCCCAAUCCCAGGCAACCUCAUGUUUGACAUGGGAAGUUGCUUAUGUCCUGCUGGUCGUAAUUGUGGGGAUCAUACAAAAUCAAUCUCUCUCUCUCUCUCUCUCUCUCUCUCUCUCUCUCUCUCUCUCUCUCUCUCUCUCGCACACACACACACACACACACACACACAGUUGCUGUCUAAUACAGAGCAUUUCUCAGUACCAGGAAAAAUAUACAAAGUGGUCACUAUUGUUUAGUUAGUUAGUUUACUGCUCUUCAUCCAUAGAUGUUUCUUACACCAAUACAGAAAAAGCUGACCUGCAUUUCUCCCUCUCGUGUGCAGAUGAUGCGUACGGACCACACAGCAACCUCCCCCACACAACACAAUUCUCCCUCUCCGCCCAAGUGCAUUUCCCUUAAUCACACACAGAGCAUAUUUUAGCAAAACCCUCUAUGGAUGAAGGGCUGCUAUUCUACCCCCCCCCCAUACAACCCCUCCCAAACUAUUCUUAAAAACAAACUAGAAAAACACACAAGGACACCCGCAGGUGCUACACUGCCAAUCCCUGCUUUAAAGGACCAUACAUCAAUAAUGCUAGAUGAGCUUCGUUGAUGCCAAAUGUAGUAUUUGCUGAGAUGUUGGUUCUGGACAGGAAACUAAAGAAAUGGUAUGGAAGUUUCUCUGUUAUCCCAAAUGUCUUAAAGUGCUAUUACUUGAUAUAGCACAGGUGGCACACAUGCAUUCAACCUGUUUUCUUCUGAAUACAACCAGUAUAGCUUUCUGUAUUACAAUGCACUUGUAGAGGUUUUAACAGAAUUUUGCUGAAUGUGUAAUUUGUGGUGUUGGUGUAGAGUGAUUCUACUUUUUGACAGAUCAAGAUUUGGGCUUGCCCUCGCAAUUAUUUUUAAGAGGUCCUCUCCCCUCUGAAAUGGCCUGGGGUUGUUUUUUCUUCUAGAACGAAGAGGCUUUGAAAAAAUGUGUUGAGGAUUACAAUACAAGACUUAAGAAGGAGGAACAGAAAUAUCAAGCAUUGAAGGCCCACGCAGAAGAAAAGCUAUGCCGGUGAGUAAUGAGGUGUUGGGAUCCAGCCGUCCUUCAGAUUGCAGUGCAUUUAAGUAAAGUGCCCGUGUUAACGAAGAAGCUAAUACGCCUGCAUGCCUUUUUGACAGGGCAAAUGAAGAGAUUGCCCAAGUACGAAGCAAAGCCAAAGCCGAAGAGGCAGCGCUCCAAGCCAGUUUGCGCAAAGAACAGAUGAGAGCCCAGUCACUAGAGAGCAGCCUUGAGCAAAAGGUCAGUCUUAAAUUCUCGCUGGAGCUUGGGACUGUUAGUGGUGGUUCAAGCAGAGGAGUGGAGGGGCCGCCUUCCAAAGGCUUUGCUGCUUGCAGAUUAAAUCCAUAUCUGCAAAACUCAUCUGAAAUCUGUAUUAUAUGAAAAUCUACUGGACCCAAAUUGCAUCUCAUCCGGGCUACUCAUUAGCUCCAGCUGAGAUCCCUAAAAUGAAACAAUGCUGUGAUUUGUGUACUCCAGACACAAGCACCUCUUAGGCUUCUCCUUGCAUUUUGCUACUUAAAAAUGAGGCCCACUGUGCAAACUAUUCUAAUCUGUAAAAAUAUGGGUGACUUUUCUGAAUAUUUGUGCAACUCCUACAAUCUCUGAUAUGUCUCCUUCUCUUUUAACAGACAAAGGAAAACAACGAACUCACAAAAAUCUGUGAAGACUUGAUUUCUAGGAUGGUGCAAAAAUGAGCGAAAUUGUUGCAUCACACAAUUCCUGUUUUAUUUCUAAUUUCACAAGUCUGUGCUUUGAAUAGUUUAAUUACAAAAAAAUAACUUACUUGCACUGAUUUGUCUAUUAAUGUUGGUUUUUAUGAGAUACAAAAAACAACUGAAUGCCCAUGUCUGUAUUUUUGUAUGUAAAUAAAGCUUUUUGUGCACUUUG